GGAGCGCGCAGGCGCGGAGCAGGGCGGGCGGCCCAUGGCCCUUGGUGGCGGCGGGUCGUGGUGGUGGUGGUGGCGGCGGCGAUGACCGACUACAGCGAGGAGCAGCGGAACGAGCUGGAGGCCCUGGAGUCCAUCUACCCGGACUCCUUCACGGCAUGGUAUCUACUCUGCCUGAAGUUCCACAGUAUCUUACAGAUCCCACAGUAUCAACUGAAGUUGGCAGCAACUUCAUCGCAAAGACAUUUGCCCAUUGUUUUAAUCUGAACAUCUUUUAGGCUCUUCAGUUUUAUGUUAAAGUAUUGUCAGAAAAGCCAACGACUUUCACGAUCACUGUGACAUCUGAAGCAGGAGAAAAUGAUGAAAGAGAAUCUUGACGAUAAUGAUGUUACGGACAUAAUAAAGCUACUAGAACAACAGGCAGAAGAAAAUUUAGGAAUGGUAAUGAUCUUCACUCUAGUCUCAGCAGUACAGGAGAAAUUAAAUGAAAUAGUGGAUCAAAUAAAAACACGAAGAGAAGAGGAAAAGAAACAGAAAGAAAGAGAAGCAGAAGAAGAAGAGAAACAACGUUUUCAUGGCACUCCUGUUACCAUUGAGAAUUUCCUAAAUUGGAAAGCGAAGUUUGAUGCAGAACUCCUAGAAAUAAAAAGGAAAAAAAUGAAAGAAGAAGAACAAGCGGGCAAAAAUAAAUUAAGCGGUAAACAACUGUUUGAAAUGGAUCACAACCUUGACACGUCUGACAUCCAGUUCCUGGAGGAAGCUGGAAACAGCGUGGAGGUUGAUGAAUCUUUAUUCCAAGAAAUGGACGAUUUAGAGUUGGAGGACGAAGAGGAUGACCCUGACUACAACCCUGUUAAUUUAGAUAGUGAUUAGACUUUUUUUGAACUGACUCUGUCAUCGGUAUGGACAUAUGUAAGGAGAGAGGGGCAGGUGGGAAAGCCACAGCAUCUGUGGUUUUAGUAAUGUGUAUCAGUUUUCUUUUUUUCCUUUUCUUUUUUUUUCCAAAGAAAAAAAACCAAAAUAUUUUAAAUCCAGGAGAGUGGUCUUCUGAUGACUUUCAUCAUAAAUAAAUUUACUUCGAUAUUUCAAACAAAAAAUUUGAGGAAUAUUGAUGUCUGAAAAUGCUAUUCUGUUUUCUCUUAUUUUUUUCCUUCCUAUUUCUGUAACUCUCCUUUGAAGACAGAUGACAACGAGCAAGAUGGCAAGAUGUUAUAGUAAGCACUGAACGCAUCUGAAGGCUGAACGGCGGUUCUGCUGUCUUCCACCUAGGAUAUACAUGGGCAGCUUGGUGAAUAAAAGGGAUCACAUACUAUGCAGUUAUUUUUUAUUUUUUUAUCUUCUGUGGAAUUUUAUAACACUUUAGUCAGUUCUGGUGCCCCAACCUAUCAGCUGUUGAUAGGCAGCACUAGUCACCUUUGAAUAAGGCAUAAGCUUAUUGAAGUUUAAUGGAAACCAUUUCCAUACUACUGGAGUAAAAUCUUUUGCUAUAGUUGAGGUUAAUAGUUUCAAAAUGACUAGUUCAAGUCUGUAGGAAAAAAUUAGAAUGAGAUUAAGUCCUCCUAAAAAGUCUGGUUGAUUUGUUCAGAAAGGUUUGGGGUUUUUUUUUAUUUUGAACUUGUACAUCAAUGAACUCCAAUGGCAAAAAAAACCCCAAAACAACCCACCCAAGGAAAAUUAGUUUGCUUUUGGCAACAGACUAUGUUGAAACACUAUCAGUGGAGCACAGAAGACAGUACCAGGAUUUAUAGAGUGCUCAGAAGUUUCAGUGUAAUGGGUGUUAUUUUAGAAGUAUCUUGGUGGCAGCCCAUAAAAGUUAGCACAACAAACAGUAAAGCUCCACCUCAACUCCCGGAUGUUAACCAUCCUGCAGAGUUGCUUAUGGAGCUAACAGCUUGAUGUUAGGCUCCUCCUUCCUUCCCACUUCCAAAAAAAACCACACAACACUGUGAGAACUGCAGUGUUUAAAGAUGCUGUGUUUAAGACUGUAUCAGCUAGAAGGAUGACAGUAUGGGUGAGGGUUUCAGAAAACAGCUCUCCAAGAAGAGCACCACAAGGCACCUCAAUGAUUAAACACUGUGUGCUGAAUUUUAAGAUGCUGUUAGUAGACUGCCUUAACUGUGCCAGCUUCAAGCUUUGAAGAGGAUUGCACUAAAGUAUCACAGUUCUUAAAGUUUAUAAAUUGAUUAUUCCUGUAAUAUUUAGAAAUUCUGUAUUGAAACUGAGAAACUUAAUUCCAGAAAUAAUUUAAUGGUGUAAAAGAUUCUCAUAUCGCUUGAGAACAUCUGUUUGGGAUGAUCUUUAACGUGUUUCAGUAGUCUUGUCUUUUUGUAUUCAAGAUGAAUGAGUUUCUAGUAGAUAGAAAUAAAUGUUCAAGUACCCUGUAAAUACUUUUAGAAAUUAAUCAUGUGCCUUUGUUCCUACUGCCCUCUAUUUGUUCUCUUUAAUUUUGGCUACUAAGAACUGUAGACAAGCAGCUAGGUUUCAAUGAUAGUGUUGUAUGUUCCAAAGCAAUAAGCAGGAUCUGUGUUCCAGCAGAGUUACCAAAUAUAUUAAAAUAACAUGAGCUAAUGUGAUAAUAAAUCUGGCUUUUCCAAAGCUA
Messenger RNA from Chroicocephalus ridibundus (black-headed gull), 2596 nucleotides. It is a transcript of the gene RWDD1, whose product is annotated as RWD domain containing 1. The record is from RefSeq and is a predicted model, not a curated record. Gene Ontology annotation, biological process: cytoplasmic translation. Bases 355 to 870 code for a protein of 171 amino acids. Gene Ontology annotation, molecular function: protein binding. Lineage: Eukaryota; Metazoa; Chordata; Aves; Charadriiformes; Laridae. The transcript is spliced from 8 exons.